Molecule: messenger RNA, 1775 nt
Organism: Coregonus clupeaformis (lake whitefish)
Lineage: Eukaryota; Metazoa; Chordata; Actinopteri; Salmoniformes; Salmonidae
Gene: get1
Product: guided entry of tail-anchored proteins factor 1
Exons: 5
Coding region: 607-1281 (224 amino acids)
Biological process (GO): tail-anchored membrane protein insertion into ER membrane
Source: RefSeq, a predicted model, not a curated record
GGCUGUAUCCAGGCACUCUGCUGUGCUUAAGAACAGCCCUUAGAUGUGGUAUAUUGGCCACCACACCCCCCCGUGCCUUAUUAAGCAAUACAGUCCUAAACCAGGUGUUACAUGUUCUCAUGCAGUAAACCAUAAAUGACCCAAGGAGGCAGAAACAUACUUGUCACUUGCCAAGGCAAUUUAAUUACAAAGAAAAUAGACUUUUAAAUGAGUAAAACAUUUGGUACCCUACAUGUGAAUGCAAUUACAUUUUUACAUUUUAGUCAUUUAGCAGAUGCUCUUAUCCAGAGCGACUUACAGUUAGUGAGUGGAUAAUUUUUUAAAAAUUCAAUUCAUGAACGUCAUUGUAUCAGAACAACACAUUUAACAGGAUGACGUACAGUGUUUAUCGGACAUAAUACAACUUUCCAAUACCUUGGCACUUUUGUUGCAGUAACAUAUACUGGUAACUAGCUCUCAAACUCUAGGCGGCAUUCUGCCUUCUACCUACAGUUUUCAGCCAUUAGCUUCGUCCACGACUACCUCAUGUGAACUACAAUCCUGACGCUUUGUUUUAACGUUUAGAAACAUCACUAAUCAUCGCUUGCGAUAUGGCUUUCGAAACAUAUGGCCUUUAUCUUUCAUCAGGGAGAAAGAAUGUUUAAAAUAAAAAUAUAUACACUUACUGUAGCAGUUUUGCACAGAUCCAUACAGCUAUGGCUGCCUUCAUCCGACGAAACUACACUUCCCGAGUUACGCUUACACACAGGUGUUCGGAGCGUGCUAAUUAGCACUGGUGGCCGCCUCUUGGCUUCCAUAAACAAGCGCUGUAACAUGGAGAUACGGCCGUGUGGGAACACUGACCCUAAACCUAUCAAGUUGUCGAAGGUCCUUCAGAACGAUGCUGAGCAGGAGAGGGAUAUGAGGGCUGAGAUCCAGGAGAUGAAGAAGGAGCACAACUCCGUUAGCAUGAUGGAUGAGUUCGCCAGAUACGCCAGACUAGAGCGCAAAAUCAACAAGAUGACGGACAAGCUGAAGACACAUGUCAAGUCAAGAACUGCUCAACAAGCCAAAAUGAAAUGGAUGGUGAAUAUAGGUUUUUACAUCCUGCAGGCUGCUCUGAUGAUCUCACUGAUUUGGAAGUAUUAUGCUGACCCAGUGACUGUUGUACCCAGUAAGUGGAUUGCCCCCCUGGAGCGGCUGGUGGCUUUCCCAUCUGGAGUAGCAGGUGGUGUUGGAAUCACAUGCUGGCUGGUGGUGUGCAACAAAGUGGUGUCUAUUGGUCUACAUGCUGUUAGCUAAGGAAUGGUAUCUUUUCAUGUCUUAUUUAUUCCCCAAAUGCUCUGAGAAUAAAGUCAGGCGGUGUUACUCAGCGCUUUGAUAUUAAAGUGUAAAUCGGUACUGUUGGUAAGCACUUUUACAAAGCACCACAUAUUCAAACGUUGCCUUACAUUGCUAGUGUUAUUGCACAUAUUUGACGGUCUCUCAUGUUGGCUUUGGAAUCGGAUGUUAUUUCACAAAUUGCUACACUGCGUAAUGAUUGUAUGAGCAUGUUUUAAUGACCAUUUAUUUAAAUCUCAUUCCAACUUAUUGAAAUGAGUUGAGCAAGAAGUGUUAAAAUUGUUUAAUAUUGUUAUGUAAUUUUGUUAAUUGUUAUUCAUGUUAAUUGUAGGCAUGGUCUGUGGCACAUUUUCAUUUGCUGAAUGAAAGCUGAACUAAUAUCACAAAGUUUACUGUUUGGGUUUUGGAAGUGUUGAAGUAUGCAUACUUCAACACAAUAAAGAAUUAAAACUGAA